AUGUCGGUAUGGGUUUUGAUAGGGGUCAUUGCUCGCCUAGCGAUGCAGAUGGGUUAUCACCGCGAUCCCAAAAUGUUUCCAAAUAUUUCUCCUUUUCAGGGUGAGAUGCGAAGGCGGGUGUGGGCGUUUAUCCGACAGGCUGAUCUGCUGCUAUCGUUUCAAGUCGGUCUACCGUCCAUGAUACGUACAGGAGAUUGUGAUACAGAGCUUCCACGAAAUUUGCAUGAUACCGAUUUCGACGAAGAUACGGUCAAGCUUAUGCCUGAAAGACCCAUAGAUGAAGCUACGCAGAUCUCGUUUCUCAUCAUCAAGGCGAAGCUUGCGCUUGCGUUUGGACGAGUAUUGGAAACCACACAGAAGGUUACUGGAUCGUCGUAUGAAGUGGUCAUGGACGUGGAUCAUCAACUUCGCCAGACGCGGGAUUUGAUUCCCGAACGGAUGAGUUUUAAACCCAUCGUGGAGUGUAAUGAGUCCUUAAAUGUUGUCAGGUCAAGAUUUAUGAUUGUAAGUAUUUAUCAUAGAGCGCAAUGCGUGCUCCAUCGAAGAUUCCUCCACCGCGGCCGCGAAAACCCGCGCUAUACGUACUCCCGUCGCACCUGCAUCGAGAGCGCGAUGGAACUGCUCCGAUUCCAAAACAUUCUCCAAGCAGCAUUUAAAACCAACCCUAGCAUCAAGGCCAACAUGGGCUACAUGGCCGCCUCCAGCACCCAAGAUUUUCUGAUGUCUUCUACAAUAUUAGCACUCGAUAUAUACCAACUCAUGCAAGAAAACUCCUCCGGCCGUAGCCCCACCGACACCUUUGUGCUAGGAGUAGACCGAUAUCAAGAAGAGCUUGCGAUGUUGCGCAGGUCCAGGGAUAUGUGGAAUGAACUCAAAGAUCAAUCUGCGGACGCGUGGAGAGCUAUUGCUAUCAUUGAUGUGCUGCUGGGGAAGUUAUUUCCGGACCAGUCACAGCAGGAUCAGGAUGGCAGCGACGAGGGCGCUCCUGCAGAGCCGCCUGCGGCGCCAACACCAGAAGGGCCGUUCGAACCGCAGGAUGAAAAGCAAAAUGCGGCCAUGACGCUGGGCCUGCUGAGCACUGGGUUGAACCAAAUGGGCUCGACGGUUCCUCCGCAGUUUGGUGACACCGAUCAUAUGAAGUUGGAGUCUUCUGGGUUUGGCAGUGGUAUCAAUCAAGGAGGAAUUAUUGACUCGAUGCAAGUACCAACGCCCGGCGGGAUUGGCUUGGGAACGGGAACAUUUGGACAAAUGCUGACAAUGCAGCCAUUCAAUUUGGAUUGGGAUGCAUGGGACAACUACAUUCAAACGACCGCAACAGACCCGAACAACCAGAGUUGGCCUAUGUUUGAUAUUCAAGGCUUCUCCACUGGGCCUUUACAGCCAUCCCCGACUCCACCACCUCCACCAAUACUCUCACAACAAAGGCAACAACGAGCGCAUCAAAAUCUGCCACAUUCGUCGCAGCAACAGACACAGGAACAACAAACUUGCUCCGAAACAACAGGUGCCAAAAGAGCAUAUUCCAUGCAACAGAACGUUUUCGAUUCCGCAGGUCGUGGCUAG
Histoplasma mississippiense is the source of this 1563-nucleotide messenger RNA. RefSeq lists its product with no specific name. Gene Ontology annotation, biological process: DNA-templated transcription; regulation of transcription by RNA polymerase II. Gene Ontology annotation, cellular component: nucleus. NCBI's taxonomy places the organism in Eukaryota, Fungi, Ascomycota, Eurotiomycetes, Onygenales, Ajellomycetaceae. The record is from RefSeq and is a predicted model, not a curated record. The transcript has 3 exons. Gene Ontology annotation, molecular function: RNA polymerase II cis-regulatory region sequence-specific DNA binding; DNA-binding transcription activator activity, RNA polymerase II-specific; zinc ion binding. Bases 1 to 1563 code for a protein of 520 amino acids.